AGUAAGCUACUCACAAAUGUACUUUCCAUUGAAACAACCAAGUUGGACAAGACGGGGUUCGAGCCGAACCAAAGGAGAAAAAAAAACAUUGAGUUUCAUGACGUGAAAGUGAACCGUUUGCUCCAGAAUCUUCUCUGAGAUAUCGUGCACUGUAAUGGCAUCUCCUACUGCUUCUGAUAUGUUCAUUUUGAAUAGCUGUUUGUAGGAAGACAAGUAGCUACGACUAAACGAGACGAUUCAUUUUAAUUUGUUCAACCUACUCAUGUGCGCCCGUAAAUCAAGUCACUUCCUGGUUUCUGGAACGCCUAAGCACAUGCACGUGAUUCUGAACAUCAUGAGAAACAUGAUUGGCUAGCUGUGUAUUGUUCCCGCCUUUGCUUGAAUGUCAUUCGGUCCUCAAAGUGUCAACAUCUUUUCGAAGCCGGAAAUCUUUGCAAGCUCGGAACUUCGGCAUGAAAAAUGCUAAGGUGGUUAGAAGUUGACGAGUAUCUUUAGGUUUAAUUUAAGUUGUUAAAGCGUUAAUAUUUCCUCAAAAUGUCCAAAAUACAGCUGUUGAAUCUGUUUAUCACCGAACGGUUAACAACGGCAGCUGUUGAGCUAUUUGGAGAAAAUAAAACCGAGUACCAUGACCGAUUAAAAUCAGCGGCAGUUGAUAUAUUCAGGAUAGUGGAAAAGACGAUAAUAGAGUACUUGGAAGAGAUAUCCAGCUCAAAGCAGGAGAAUGGUCGUCUGCGGAGGAUUCUUCUGGAUUUGGGAGCAGACCCCCAGCAGCUAACUCGGGAGAUUCCACCUAAGCAGCAGCAACAACAACCACACUGUGAGCAGGAGUGGAGCCCCAGUCGGGUGCAGGAGGAGACAGAGCACACAUUGAUUACAGAGCAACAGGAGGAACUCAAGGCCAGUCAGGAUACCACAGAGGUCACACAGUUUAUAUUUCCUCCUCCAUAUGUGGAACGUGACUGUGAUCAGGACAGUGAAAGGGACCCUCUACCCACCAACACCACUGUCGGAAUCAAAACAGAACCUGAUGAUGGAGAGGACUACGGAGUAUCAGAACCAAUCAUUGACUCUCAGCCCCUCUCUGAACUUGGUCUACAUCCAGAUUCUAAAGUCUGCACUGAGGCCAAGAUAACCAGUGAGCUGAAAGCACCGUUGAGGGCUCACACAGAGAAGCGGUUACACAUGUGUACUGUGUGCAGGAAAAGCUUCACCAGGGCAGGCCAGUUAAAAAUACAUCAGAGAAUUAUUCACAUUGGUGAGAAACCAUACAGCUGUACUGAAUGUGGCAAAUCAUUCAACCACAAGGAAAUCCUGGACAGGCAUAUAAACACUCACACAGGAGUGACACCAUACAAAUGCCCUGUGUGCAGUCAAUGCUUCAUUAGCAGAAGCCAUUUAGGAAAUCACCGGAAAAUUCAUCAGAAAGAUGAAAAGCCAUAUAAGUGCAAAGAAUGCUCCAGGUCCUUCAAAGGCAAGGGAGCUCUGGUCAGGCAUAUGAAGACUCACAAUGGAGAGAAACCUUAUCAAUGUUUUGAGUGUGACAAAGGCUUCACACGUCAGGGACACCUGACAGAGCAUAUGAGAUCCCAUACAGGAGGGGAGAGCCUAUUUAAAUGUCCUGUGUGUGAGAAAUCCUGUAUAUCAGCCGUGGUUCUAAAACGCCAUCAGCUAAUUCACACCGGAGUGAAACCAUGCAGCUGCCAGGAGUGCGGAAAAAGCUACAGUCUGAAGGCAACACUAAAAGAGCAUAUGAGGAGCCACACAGGGCAACGACUUCAGUGUCCUAUGUGUGAAAAAUGUUUCACAUUUAAAGCAGGUCUAAGACAACACCUAAAAACUCACAAUAGAGAGACACCAUACAUGUGCAGCGAUUGCAGUCAAAGUUUCAGCCGUAAAUCGGACUUGAUCGGGCAUAUGCGCACUCAUACAGGAGAGAGAUUAUUCCGGUGCCUUCUAUGUGAGAAAUGCUUUAUAUCAGACUGUGAUUUAAAACGCCACCAGCGGAUCCACACUGGUGAGAAACCAUACAGCUGCAAGGAAUGCGACAAAAGCUUCACUCUUAAGGGAGGUCUGAAAACGCACAUGAAGAUACACACAACACGGAAACCCUACUGCUGCAAUGAAUGUGGCAAAUGCUUCCUCCACAAUACUAGACUGACAGACCACAUGAGGAGCCACACAGGGGAGCAGCCGUACAAGUGUGAUGUCUGCGGGAAAUGCUUUGUCUAUUCAAGCGAUUUGAAAAAGCAUGAGAGAAUUCACACAGGUGAGGAACCAUACAGGUGUGUUGAAUGUAACAAAUGCUUCAACUACGAGGGUAAUUUGCUAAGCCAUAUGAGGGUACACACAGGGGAGACAGGAGAGGAAGGAGAGGAGCCUCCAGCGUAUCUCUGCAGCGAUUGCGGCAAAAGCUUCCAUCAGAUGCGAAACCUUAAGCAGCAUAUGAAGAGUCACAAACAGAAGGCAAUGCUGCAGUGCACUAUGUGUGAAAAAGCUUUUCCAAAAGAAAGCCAACUCAAACUCCACGAGAGAAUUCACACUGGAGAGAAACCGUACCUGUGUAACACUUGUGGGAAAAGCUUUAGCAGGAAGGAACACCUGAAUGGUCACAUGAGGACUCAUUCAGGGGAGAAACCAUACAUGUGUCCUUCGUGUGGUAAAUGCUUUUUAUCAACAAGCGAUCUUAAACGCCAUCAGAGAAUUCACACUGGCGAGAAACCGUUUCGCUGUAACUAUUGCGAUAAAUGCUUCAAUCAGAUGAGUUCCCUGAAAUCACACAUGAAUAACAUUCACAAGAGGGAGAGCAUGUAGUUCUCGGUCAGGUGUAAAAUGUGU
Messenger RNA from Oncorhynchus mykiss (rainbow trout), 2835 nucleotides. RefSeq lists its product as uncharacterized. Gene Ontology annotation, cellular component: nucleus. The record is from RefSeq and is a predicted model, not a curated record. NCBI's taxonomy places the organism in Eukaryota, Metazoa, Chordata, Actinopteri, Salmoniformes, Salmonidae. Gene Ontology annotation, biological process: regulation of transcription by RNA polymerase II. Gene Ontology annotation, molecular function: RNA polymerase II cis-regulatory region sequence-specific DNA binding; DNA-binding transcription activator activity, RNA polymerase II-specific.